Cavia porcellus (domestic guinea pig) is the source of this 9475-nucleotide messenger RNA. RefSeq names its product coiled-coil domain containing 170 (gene Ccdc170). The transcript is spliced from 11 exons. Gene Ontology annotation, biological process: microtubule cytoskeleton organization. The record is from RefSeq and is a predicted model, not a curated record. Lineage: Eukaryota; Metazoa; Chordata; Mammalia; Rodentia; Caviidae. Gene Ontology annotation, cellular component: Golgi apparatus. Gene Ontology annotation, molecular function: microtubule binding. Bases 5728 to 7755 code for a protein of 675 amino acids.
AUGCGCGGCCACUGAGCCGCUGCUUGGCUCCGGGCGUCUCCGCGUCCACACUGCAGCCAGCAUGAGCCACCGAGACUCCACCAGCUCCAGGAGCCUCGACGCGACUCGCGAUGCCGCGCUGGGCGCCCUGUCGCCCGCGCCCCAGGGGAUUGAACUCAUGCCUGUCUGCUUGCAAGCCAGGCACUUAUGCCGCUGAGCUAAAUCCCCAGCUCCUUGAGAUAAGGUCUCACUACGUGAUCCAGGCUGGCCUUGAACUGCACUGAUCCUCCUGCCUCAGCUUCCCAAGUGCUGGGAUUACAGGCGUGAGCUGCCACACCUGACUUUCUUUCCACUUCUUUUCUUUCAUCCUCCCUCCAUCUCUCUGUCUCUGUCUUUCUCUCUCUUUUUAGUAAAAUUUCUGCUUAAAUUUUGCCGACAUUUUCCACUUUUUCCUCAUUUUCCAAGUGGGCUGCUAUAAAGACUUUGUUAACAUUAGGAAUUUGUAUGCUGGAGGCUGCGGGUUUUUUCUGACGGAAGAGAUAAGAAACAACGCAGCAUCAUUUUUACUGAGUGUUUUUUUUGGACAGAGUCAAGGCCACCAGGAAAGAGAGAGCAGGGAUUUAGUGCAGCACAGAAGUUAUUUAGAAACUUUUUCCUUCCUGGUUUAUCAUUUAUUGAUUGGAGAUCUUUUUAUAGUUGGUGAAAAAAUCAAAAUCACCGACUUCUUGUUUUAAAUCUCAGACACAUCUCAUAUUUUGGCUACGUGAUUACUUAUAUUUCAUUUAUUCUAGCAGUGGAUGUCCCGUCCCAAAUGUGGUUGGAAUGUCCUUGCAGAAGAGCAAGCGUGCGCCCAGCCUCGUAGUGCAGAGCGCAUGACUGUCCGCUGCUGCUCCUUCGUGACACCCCGGGGUGAAGUCCAGGGCUUCCCGUCCCCUCUACAACCAACAGGAACCCGCGGAGUUCAGCCCCCGCACGUAGGACAGGAAGAGAAGGCUGCUGCCACAGUGACUUGGACUAUUUUUAAUUUUUUUUUGUUUUUAAAAAGCAAAACAGAAAAAAGGGUAGAAAUAAUACAGAAUUGCAAAAAAAAAAAAAAAAACAAAAAACAAAAAACAUAAGAAAUCAACACUAGUUAAUAUAUUACAUAUCAUUACUUUAGAAGUAGUUGUUCAAAUUACAAAAGCUAAGCACAGAAAGUGAACAAUCAACAAUGACAAUGGCUCACGUACUAACAAAAACUUAGUAGCAUGGUUAUCUAUCUUGCAUACUUAAACAUCCAUACAGUUCCAUGUGUACACCUACAAGUUGUUCUUUCCUUUCCCUUUCAUUAUUAUAAUAUCUAUUGUACAUUUUGGAUUUUAGUACUCUAAACUUAUUCUCCUAUACAUGUUUCCAGUUUUUUUUUUUUAAGACAGGAUCUGACUUUGUAGUUCAGGCUGACCUUGAAUUCACUGUGUAGCCCAAGCUGGCCUUGAACUCGCAGCGAUCUUCCUGCCUCAGCCUCUCAAAUGCUGGGAUUGCAGGUGUGUACUGCCACGCCUGGCUCCAGUUAGGUUUUACUUAAUAAAGAAACUAACUUUUUUGGUACCAGGGAUCUAACUGACAGCCUUGCACUUGCCAGGCAGGCGCUUAUGCCACUGAGCUAGACUCUUGGCCCCGGGAAACUAAUUUUAAUAUGAAAAUUACUUCUUAAGAAUUUAAAUACAUUACUUAACUGUUAUGUGAAAGUAUAAAGUUAUACAUAAUAUGGGUUACUUUGUGAUAUAUAGAGGAACUGACAAAAAGGUGCAGACACACUUCAGGAAAAGAAAAAUAGUAAGUGUCUAGAAGCUAAAGGCCACCACUUCAAGUACCUGUUACAACUGUAGAGGCCAAAGGAAACUUGUAUCAAUCUCAUUAUGUCUCAACAAAUUUCAUAUUAAAAUAUUUAUGCAAGUUUUCCUUUCCCUGAAGUGAAUAUACACUUUUUUUGGCAGACCCUGUGUAUGCCACUUGCCCUGUAAAAAUUAGAAUAUUAUCAAUGAAGUCACAGUUCAGAGAGAAGAAGAAGGGCAGGCAGGAGGCUCAGGAAAGUUCUCCCAAGCAGGGAGAAGAGAAGCAGUCAGAGUGGGAGGAGUGAUUAGACAGGAGACACGCAGUUCAGGAGGUAAUGGAUUCACUGCAAGUUCAGGAAGAAAUUUUACUUGGGGCAAAGAAAUUGGAGGAUAGGGGAGAGUGCCCCAGGAGGAUUGAUCACUGGGCAGCCCUGAAAAUGUGUACAAAGAAAGAAAGAAAGGAAAAGAAAGAGAGAGGGAAGGAGGGAGGGAGGGAGAGGAAGCAUUCCACAGUGGAAGUUGUGGUCCAUGCAGUCAGGAAUAAUGCCGGGACAAAGGGGAGAUCAGUUAUGGGACGAGAUGAGAGCGGAAUGGAUUUAGAAGCUUUUGUAUGUCAGAGGCAGGCAGUGAUUUUCUUCUUCGUCUUCAUCAUCUUCCCCCCCCCGUGGGAUAAUGAGACGACUAAAUACCGCAGUAGCAAGGCUGGUCCGAGACAUUGUCCACUCAGGUCAGAUAAUUGGGCACAUUGUGUACUAAAUUAUGAAUAAGCUUAUCUUUGCUUUAUGCUACUGGACUUCGAAAUCAUCCUUUAUUCUGAAAAGACUAUGAGCCACCCUGUGAGGCAAUUUCAAUCAUUAUCAUAAUAAUAUCAGCAGCAGAAUCGAAUCAUAUGUAGUUGGCUCUCUGAAAUUAAUAUAAGAUUGCUUCAUGGGUUGGCUGAGAGGUACCUAAUAACUCAGAUUGUCCUCAUGUGAGCACAAAUGAAAGAGUUCUUAUCUUGCCAUUUUGAAGAGAGUAGAAAAAAGGAUUUUUUUUUAAAGAAGUGAAGACUGUUUAAUACGUAUAGGAAAAGUUGAAGAAUUUUCAAAAAAUGUUACAAACUCCCGGAGGGCAGAAUUAAGACUUGCCCCCAUGAAAUGCUGCUUUUCUGUGUUACCUACGGUUGUUUCUUUUGUCACUGUGUACCUCCUAAGUACACGAUAUAGCAGGGUUGGUGGCUUUUUAAUUGUGUUGGUCCCCCUGUCUUUUUUUUUUAGUUUCAGAAAGGAUGUUUAUUCUGAUGAUGAAAGUAAUACAAGGUCAUUGUAAAGAAUUUGGGAAAUAUGCAAAUUUACAAUAAAGAAAAUAAACUCUAGUCCUGUAACUAAGAGAUAACCACAGCCAACAUUCUUUGCAAUAUUUUUAAAAAACUAUUUGAUUGUACAGAUAAUGCAUGAAUAUAUCCUUCUUGAGAAAAAUUAAUCCAGUGCUCCUCCACCUCAGCUUCAAUACCAGCAUCUCCUGCUACACCCAAGGGAAGUAUGUUAUGUGGUAAUGUGGAGUCCGCCAGACCUUCCUUUUUUGUUUUUAACUAUGUUUGCAGGAAAUACUGUAUGUAGAGUGACACUUUCCCCUCUUGUGCGUAUUUUAUAAAGUAUUGAAUGAUAGGCCUGUAAUUUCUUAUUUUUAUUUAGUGAUAUAUCUUGGACCCCAACGUAAUUAUCUAUCUCAUACUCCCUGUUGCAUAGGUUGGAAAUGGCUUUAUUUAUGAUACUCUGUCAGCAAGAAUUUAAAUUGUUCCAAUAAUCCCAUCAUUUUUUUUUUUGCUAUCACGAAUUAUGGGGUAGUGAGUAUCCUUGCAAGUCUCUCUAUGGACAUGUGUGUUUUUCAGAGAAAGGGCAUUGGAUAGAGAGUUGCUGGAUCAGAGGAUAUCUGCCCUUGUUUAUGUAUUUCACGUGGUACUGAAUCUCAAACCCAAGACCUCACACAUGUUAGCCGAGGGCUCCGUUCCAGUUCUAUAAUUUAAUACAGUUUUAUCCACUAUGAACAUUUGAAGAUGCUAAUGAUUUGGUACUGUUCUGCAUUAGACUGCAACUUCAUAAAGUGAGUUUUAAUGUUUCUCAACUGUCUUGUCUGGCUAAUAAUAAAUUAUUCAAUACAUACAAUAUUUUUCAUUACAAUCAGAUAUAAAAUAAUGGUAUCACUACAUAAUUUCAACUUCCCCAAAAGAUGUGAUUAAAAGAAAUCAUAUAAUCCUUGGGGAACUUAUUUUCCUCAUGGUUUUUUCUUUUUCUUUUUUUUGAGAUUGGGCCUCACUUGCGGUUGGCCUUGAACUUGUGAUGGUCCCUCCUAAGUGCUAGGAUUAUAGGUGCCUCUUGGGUUUUAUAAAAUGGUGGGCCAUGAAUAUGAUGGUUGAAAGCUCCUAAGUGACCAGCAGCCUUAUGUGGCCUCCUUGGGAAGGUGUCAGUGGUGGGUGAGGUGGAGAAGCCUUUCUGACUCCUGAGUUGGGCUGAGCAGGACACGGCUGUGUGAUAAACGCCUUGCUUAAACUUGUCAGGCUGCUACCCUGGAGUGCACUCUACCUUAGAAGUGUGUGAGUGACUGGACAACACUGGCCGUUAUUUGGUGCCCGGAAGAUCUUGUUUGGUGUUUCGUGGACUGAAUGCUUGCUGUCGGGCUGAUGGCUCUCUGAUGACUUUUGCACGCCUGCGUGUUUUACGAGGCAUCUGACGGCAGCUGAGCAGUCUCUGGUAGUCUCUGUGGUUUUACUGCUGUGUCCCUUGAGAUCAUGGAGGUAUUUCAGGAAUUGUCCUUUAUGCAACCCCUUCACGGUCCCUCAAAAGUGAAUAUUUUUCUCAUAUGUCUUUCACAACGCCCACAGAGCUGGACCUGUCACAGAGGUGGGUGUGGGUUCUGUCCAGGCUGAGGAAUCAUUCUAGAGGGCAGCAGGCACACUGUAGGGGGGAGCGGAGGUCACAUGUGGUGACUCGCCUCCCAUACCACAUCUGCUCUGCAAGUAGGUUCAUUCUGCUCGUAUGUUUAGUUGUUAAGCUCCAAAAACUGGGAAAAAUUCUGGAUCAUGCCUUAUCUUGAAAAACUGGAAUGAUUUUGCCAGGCUGGAAUCCUUUUAUUUGUCUGUCUGUCUUUUUGUUCAUUUAUUCAGUCUGGCUUUGAAAUCACUAUGUAGCUAUCUUGCACUCACAGUGUUCCUCCUGCUUCAGCCUCCCGAAUGCAGGAGUAGCAGGUGUGCACCACCACACCCUGCUGGGAUCCAUAUAUUUUUGCACUAGCAACCAACAGUGGAGCUGAAAGCCGGCCACUUACAUAGGGAUAGACUUUCACGGUUGCUGUCUGAUGAAUAAAUGAGUCUAGAGAGUUAUAGAUCAUCAUUGCAGCCUGGAGACAGAAAGGUGAGAGUUCUUGUAGUUAUAGAUUGUAGUUCUUUGUUCUUUCUGGUUCUGUGCAGAGGUCAGAUAGCAUUUGAGUUACAUUAAGAAAUUUUAUAGGUAGCAAGGAUCAAUCUCUUUCUCUCCUUCCUUCCUUUCUUUUUCCCUUCCUUCUUAAUUUUCCUUUCUUCUCUUUCCCAUGCUUUUCCCUUCAUUUUUCUUCAGUGUGGGGGACUGAAUUCAGAGUCUCUCUCAUGCUCUCAACCCUUGAUCUAUGCUUUUAGCCCCUAUUUUUCUCUUGCUGUGCUGCCAGGUUGCCAGAUCUCACCACUGUCUUGAGGAGGCACAUUGAUCGCUCCUUGGCUGCCUUCUGGCUCUCUUUGAAGUUCGAGAACAGAAAAUAUUCCAACAUAUUUGAAACACAAUACUUCUAAGUCUUUGGGCAGCUGCACAGAAAGGUGUAUUUAAUUUUCUUUACAUUUCGUCUCUUGGGGGAACUCUACCAGGAAAUCGGUGAUCAUCCCUUGGAGAUCCCAGUCACUCGGGAACAAUUAAAUCACUACCGGAACAUGGCUGAAAAUGUUCGAAGUGAACUUGCAGCAACUUUGGUCAAGUUUGAAUGUGCGCAGUCUGAGCUUCGAGACCUUCACUCCAAAAUGCUUUCCAAAGAAGUUUGCUGUCAAGAGCUGAAGGCUCAAAUGGAGCACUACAAAGAAAAUAAUGCCAGAAAAUCAUCUCUUCUCACCUCUCUGAGAGACAGAGUUCAGGAACUCGAGGAAGAAUCGGCAGCACUUUCAACUUCUAAAAUCAGAACAGAAAUCACUGCUCACACUGCAAUCAAGGAAAACCAAGAAUUAAUGAGGAAAGUUGCACAACUGGAAGAGGAAUUACAAAAGUGUGCAAAGGAAAGCGAGGAGAGUAAGAAGCAGGUCUCCGAGAGCUGCAGGAAGCACGUGGACUUUCUGACUCAGCUCGGGGACUGCCUGGAUCCAGACCGGAAGGACCAGAAGGCAUCGGCUGAGGAUCUCAUGCUAAAGCUUCAAGAGCUGUGCAGGAAAAACACAUUCAUGAAAGGACAAAUUGCUAGUCUUGAAGAGACUAUAAAUGUCCAUGAGAUGGAGGCAAAAGCUAACAGAGAAACAAUCAUGAGGCUGGCGUCCGAAGUCGACAGAGAGCAGAGGAGAGCUUCCUCCUGGGCUGAAGAGAAGAAGAAGCUGAGCCAGGAUUUUCUCAGUGCUGUAGAGGCAAAAGAAGCUCUUGAAAGAGAAGUUAAGAUCUUCCAAGAAAGGUUGCUUGCUGGCCAGCGGGCAUGGGAUGCCUCAAAGCAGGAGCUGAGCCUCUUGAAGAAAAGCUCUGAAGAGUUGGAGAAGACUUUGAAAGCCAGUCGAGAUACAGUUGUGGCCUCACAAAGCCAGAGCUCCUCAUUUAGAGAGAAAAUCGCAGCCCUCCUGAGAGGCAGGCUGGGCACGACUGGGCCCACAGAAGACGCCAUUUUGGAGAAGAUUCGAGAAAUGGGCAGUCAGGAAGAGAGCAGGAAAAGGAUGGUCUCCCAGCUUGAAUCUCGAGUAUCUGAGCUUGCUGAACAGUUGGGAAGCGAGUCUGAAUCUCACCAAAAAACUCUACAGAGGGCCCAGAAAGCCGAAAACAAGUUGGAGGCUCUUCAGGGCCAGCUGACAGACCUGGAGGGAGAGUUGGUUUCUGGAGAUAUUUUGCGAGACAACUUGAAUUUUGAGAAACAAAAGUAUCUUAAGUUUCUGGAUCAACUUUCAGAAAAAAUGAAACUGGACCAGAUGGCUGCUGAACUUGGCUUUGACAUGCGUCUGGAUGUAGUUUUAGCUCGCAUAGAACAGCUGGUCCGCCUCGAGAGCAACGCGGUCAUUGAAAACAAAACUAUCGCCUAUAAUUUGCAGAGAAAGUUAAAGACUCAGAAAGAAAGACUGGAGAGCAAAGAGCUGCACAUGAAUCUUCUCCGUCAGAAAAUAGCCCAGCUGGAGGAGGAGAAGCCGUUGCGCACGGCCUUAGCUGUGGAGAGGGAUGAGGCCCAGCUCACCAUCAGGAAGCUGGAGAAGAAGGUGGAGAGGAUGCAGAAGGAGCUAAGUGCCUGUCGCCAGUCCAACACUGAGCUCAAGGCCAAACUGGCUGACACCAACGAGCUGAAGGUUAAAACUUUGGAACAGACCAAAGCUAUUGAAGACCUAAAUAGAUCCAGAGACAAGCUGGAGAAGAUGAAGGAGAAAGCUGAGAAGCAGCUAAUGUCUGCCAAGUCAGAAUUGGGUACCGCCGAGUAUGAGGCUAAAGAGGAGAAGGAAAGGGCGAGACGUAUGAUAGAAGUGGUGACCAGUGAAAUGAAGAUGCUAAAAAAGUCUCUUGAAGAAGCAGAAAAGAGAGAAAAACAGCUGGUAGACUUCAGGGAAAUAGUCUCCCAGAUGCUGGGCUUGAAUAUGGCCAUGCUGGCUCUUCCUGACUAUGAGAUCAUCAAAUGUCUUGAAAGACUGAUCCAUUCACAUCAGCAUCAUUUUGUGACCUGUACCUGCUUCAAAGACAUGACUGCUGGGCUGAACAGACAUCCACAAGCCCACCAGAAGCUUCUUCACUGAAACUUUUUAUUUCUAGAAGGGAGUGAAACCAAGAGGUAGACUCAAGUCUCAAUUUCACAGUGUCUCAUAUCUUUGAAAUUUGAUCAGCAUGUGAAUAUUGUAUACUUUGAUGAUGAUAUGGUGAGAAUGCAUCUUGGGAAGAGAAGGAUCUUCAAGGUGCCAGCCUAAAUGUUUAACAUGAAAAACACCUAUUAUUUACUUUGCUAGCAUUCAGAGACUGACAGUUCUGCUAGACUGGUGAAUGGGAUGAUAAAUUAACAUUGUUGGUCUCCAAGUGCCAGCAAAUGCUGAGUUGAUGUCUUAUUGGCCACUUUAACUCAUAAUGACCAUGUGGAGAAGCUUUGCAAAAAUUAUUUCUGAUAUGUACUUUUUUGUUUGACACACAAAAGGUGUAUUAUGGCAUACAAUGUGACAUUUCAAUUUAUGUAUAUAAUAUGUCAUCAUCUGAUGGGGGGACAUGGGGAAGAGUUAGUGUUUUUGUUGUACAGCUACUCUGGGGCUCCCGAAGGUGGCUGAAGGUUAGUGACAGAGCCGGAUGUGUGGCACAUUGGCUCUGCCUUGAGAGCUGCUCUGUCUCACUGAUUCUGGGUGCUUCUUUGGCAUGAAGAAGAAAAACAUCCCCAUGACUAGUAAUAAAUGGCCCCAAAUGGCAGAGUGAUAAGUGUAUUCUACUUUUAUAUUCUUUGAAAAGCAAUGCAACUAAUUUAUUUGGAUAAACUACAGAGAGGCCUGAGAUUCAAUAAAAAGCUUUGUUCUGAAUGCUCCUACCAGACUGUAUCUGGUAGUAAUUUUGAAUGUUGGAACAGGGAUAACAACGGUACUUUUUUCUCCCUGUGCUGGAGAUUGAACACCCAGGGCCUCACACAUGCAAGGCAGUUGCUGCACCUGUGAGCUACAUUUCCAGCCUCUUUUUAAAAAUAUUUAAAUGUAUCUAUUUUCUAUUUCAAAACGGAUCUCCCCUGUGUUGCUCAAGCUGGCAUUAAACAUUUAUUCUCUUGCUCCAACUGGGAUUAUAGGCACAUUCUAUCACACUUACCUGAUCUCAGAUCUUGAAGAAUGAAACCUUUUAUUAACCAAAACUGUAAGGUGAGGAGAUUCCAUAUGGUUUUAUCUACCAAUGCGUCAAGUACAUUUGUAGAAAAGAUGAUUUCCCAAGAUUGAGAUUUUAUUUUAACUCUCUAUGUUUAAAAUUUCUAUUGCACAAAUAUUUUCAGUAUACCAUAUUCUUAACAUCAGUGAGAGCUGGGAAUGGUGACUGAAUUCUCUAAUGCCCGUGCUUUGGUAGGUUUAGACAGGAAGUUGCAAGUCUGAGUCCAGCCUGGGCAGCUUAAUGACUUAGGGAGACCCCUGUCUCAAAAUAAAAAAGUAAAAGUAAUGGACUGAGAAUUAGCUCACUAUGAAGGCCCUGGAUUAGUUCCCAUCAUUGUAAGACCACAUCAAACCAAAAAAGCAUCAUGGAGUUAUCUGUUUUGAAUAAUUUUUUAUUUUGAAUAAUUCAUCUUAUUUUUACCACAUGCAAUGCAUUUUUUUUUUUUUGAUACCAGAGAUCAAACUCACAGCCUUGCCCUUGCCAGGUAGGCACUUAUGCCACUGAGCUAAAUCCCUGGUCAAUGUAUUUUUUAAAUAGUUUCUGAAGGAAGCACUAAUGUGUUAUUAAAGUGAAAAGCAGAUCUAGUACCCCCCAACAUUAUUAAGGGAAAAUAAAAAAUAUACAACUCUU